Phanerochaete carnosa HHB-10118-sp is the source of this 1732-nucleotide messenger RNA. RefSeq lists its product as uncharacterized. The record is from RefSeq and is a predicted model, not a curated record. NCBI's taxonomy places the organism in Eukaryota, Fungi, Basidiomycota, Agaricomycetes, Polyporales, Phanerochaetaceae. Bases 22 to 1632 code for a protein of 536 amino acids. Gene Ontology annotation, molecular function: transmembrane transporter activity. The transcript has 11 exons. Gene Ontology annotation, biological process: transmembrane transport. Gene Ontology annotation, cellular component: membrane.
CAUCCUUACCUCUUGACGACCAUGUCCGACUCCGAGAAGGGCAGCAAGCGCGCCGAAGUGACGACCACUGUCACCGCUUCUGGUCUCGCGGAGCGACGAAGUCCUAAUGGCAGCCUGCUGAGUGUACGCCACGCUGACGAUGCGCUUCUGGCGGAGCUUGGGUACAAGUCCGAAUUCAAGCGAGAGUUCUCUAUGCUCGAGACGAUCGCCUUCGGCUUCUCCAUCAUGGGCGUCAUCUCAUCGGUCACUUCGACCUUCUCCUUCCCACUUGUUUCGGGUGGUCAUGUCGGUAUGGUCUAUGGAUGGCUGAUCCCCUGUCUGUUCGUUAUGUCGGUGGCGGCCUGCAUGGCAGAGCUCGCAUCCUCCAUGCCCACGAGUGCUGGACUAUACUACUUCUCGGCAAAGCUCGCACCUCCGAAAUAUUCCGCGCUUGCGAGCUGGAUCACUGGAUGGGCAAACAUCACCGGCCAGGUGACACUCGUCUGCUCUAUUGAUUUCACAUGUGCGCAGAUGAUCACGACUGCUGUGAACGUAGGCACGGACGGCAGAGUCGCACUUGGAAAUGGUCCGACCUAUGGGAUCCUCCUUGCUCUCCUUUUCACCCAUGGAAUGCUCUGUUCCUCCGCAACCGGUGUGCUCGCGAGGUUGAACAUAUUCUAUGUUAUCAUCACUGUCGGGACGUCGAUAGCGACAAUCAUUAGCUUGCUUGUCGUCUCUGGGGACCAAAGGGUGUCCACGAAAACUGCCUUCACUGACUUCGAAAAUAAUACGGGCUGGAGCAAUAAUGGCUGGGCCUUCCUCAUGGCUUUCACCGCGCCUAUGUGGACCCUUACGGGAUACGACUCUGCUGCCCACAUCUCUGAAGAGACAGCCGGCGCCGCUCGUGCUGCCCCCAUCGCCAUCCUUAUCAGCGUCUUUGCAACAGCCUCGCUAGGCUGGCUUCUCUUUAUCGCAGCAUCGUUCGCAACCGCAUCCGUGGACGCCAUCCUUGACACCGACCUCCCGCUCCCAAUGGGCCAGCUCUUUCUCAGCGUGCUGGGAAAGCGUGGCAUGCUUGCCAUAUGGUCCUGUAUCAUUGUCGUGCAGUAUGUGACCGGUGCUGCCCAGGCCGUUGAUGCUUCCAGGGUCGUGUUCGCGUUCGCACGCGAUAACGCGCUUCCCGGGUCUCGCUGGUGGAAGAAGAUGAACAGGCACACGCAGACGCCGGUGAAUGCGGUGUGGCUGGUCGUGGCGCUUGCUGGCCUCUGUGGCCUUCUGGGGUUCUCUGCGACUGCUCUGACAUCGCUGGCGGGCUCCGCCGUUAUCGGGUUAUAUAUAUCUUACAUCACUCCGAUAUUCUUGCGCCUUACCUCUGGGAGAAACAAGCUGGUUCCUGGGCCUUUCAGUCUCGGCAGAUGGUACAUGCCACUUGGUAUAAUCGCGGUUGCCUGGGUCUGCUUCAUCACACUGCUCUUGUUAUUCCCGCCAGUGGCGCAUCCUACGGCGGGCACGAUGAACUACGCAGUGGUUAUUGUCAUGUCGGUGUUUAUAUUUGCCUCCGUGUCAUGGAUCGUGUCCGCAAGAAAAUGGUUCAUCGGACCGGUGACAACGGUCGAGGAGAGCUAUCUGGAGAAAGAAUCUGUAGGCCAAUGACGAGACUUGGUGUGAGAUGUCCAUCGACGUCCGGUGUUUCUGCUCCUUCGUGUGUACCACUGGGACUUGUAUCUACGAUUCAAAUACGAUUCAUUUUUUG